Messenger RNA from Fonsecaea erecta, 1656 nucleotides. RefSeq lists its product as hypothetical. The transcript has 3 exons. Gene Ontology annotation, biological process: transmembrane transport. The record is from RefSeq and is a predicted model, not a curated record. NCBI's taxonomy places the organism in Eukaryota, Fungi, Ascomycota, Eurotiomycetes, Chaetothyriales, Herpotrichiellaceae. Gene Ontology annotation, molecular function: transmembrane transporter activity. The coding region runs from base 1 to 1656 and encodes 551 amino acids.
AUGUCCCAGCACCGGCAACAGACUAAUCGUCCACCACGAGACGACGAUGCAUAUCCAUAUCAGCAACUCACGGUCUUGGCGCUAUGCCGCCUCGCCGAGCCCAUCGCCUUCUGCUCCAUCACUGCCUACACCUUCGUGAUGGUCGUCGACAUUAAAGGCGAAGAAAAUGCCUCGUUCUACGCUGGCCUCUUGAUCUCGGCCUUUGCUAUGGCUGAGGCCUGCACGGCCAUGGUCUGGGGACACAUCUCCGACCGCUACGGCAGGAAACCGAUCGUGCUUCUGGGACUUGCGGGAGUGGCUUUGUCGAGUCUGAUCUUUGGGUUUGCCAAGAGCUACUGGGUUGCUCUGCUGGCGAGAGUCGUCGGCGGGCUCUUGAACGGGAACGUGGCUGUCAUGCAAACUAUGGUGGCGGAAAUGGUGAAGAGACCCGAGCACGAGCCCACCGCAUAUGCCGUUCAGCCCUUCGUGUGGAGUCUCGGAUCAAUUGCUGGAGCAGCUCUGGGAGGCUUCACGGCGCAACCCGCCCGAUUCUAUCCUCACCUCUUCUCCCCCGACGGAAUUUUCGGCGAGUAUCCCUACCUCUUACCAAACCUGGUUGCCGUGGCGAUCAUUGUCGUCGCCAUCAUCCAGGGCUGCAUUUUCCUCGAAGAAACGAAUCCAGUGUCACGAUCAUCAGGCACACUAUCUACAACCAGCAGUUCGGACACGGUCAAUGAGACGACACCCCUGUGGCAACGACAGAGAAGGGAAUCGGCGCUCAGUGCAUUUUCGACAGGACCCGGCGGACUCGCUUACGUCGCGGAAUCCAUGCCCGUCACCAUCGAUCCAGCCUUUGACCUUCGGCGGCCUUCUGUGGCGUCCAUCGGCUCACUCCAGUCGCUGGUGAAGGUCGGGCCACAAGUCGAAGCCGUCUUUGAGGACGAAGACGACGAACAAACCAUCAAGCCAGACCAAAUCAAGGCCUUCACCAAGCCCGUGAUCAUGUGGACCGUGGCUCUCGUGGUGAUGUCGUAUCACUCGAUGGCCUUUGGGUCUGUUCUUCCUAUCUACCUCCUCGACGACCCGCAACGACCUCCCCGCGAACUUGACUUGAAGGGAGGGCUCGGCAUGACGCUGCACGAAGUCGGAACAUACCUCGCCGCUAGUAGCAUCAUGUCCUUGUUUUUCCAAGCUGUCGUCUUCCCCAUUUUUGUGGCAAAACUGGGUGUCUGGAAGGCCGUCCUGUCCGUCACGCUGCUGAGCCCGUUCAUCCACACCGUGGUGCCGUUCGUCUCUCUUCUCCCGAAACCCGGGGCCGGGAUCUACGCUGUGCUAGCGGUGCAGAGCUUCACGGGCGUCAUCUCUUUCCCGACCUUUUUGAUCCUGUUGAAGAACGCUACGCCGUCACCGCUGGUGCUGGGCAAGGUGAACGGGUUGGCCAUGUCGGCCUGCUCGGCCGCCAGAACGGUGGGGCCCCCGCUCGUCGGGAUCUUCUACAGCAGUCUGGGUUCGGCGGGGGCGUGGUGGAGCUGUGCCGUCGUCGCCAUCAUCGGCGUCGUCCAGUUUUACUUUUCGCCCCGGCCCCGGGAUGACGACGAGACGAUAUUGCGGCGAGCGUCGACGGCGGCUGUUGACGUUCCGCCUAUGGCUGAUCUGGCGCGGAGCCGGGAAGAGUAA